UCAACGUAAUGCUCCCAGAGUCCGUGCGGUGCGAUUACAGAGAGCGUCAGUGGCGAAGAUGUGCUUGUUCGCCUCUUGCUGGACGCACACAGGCGAUGAAGAUAAUUUGACUUUGGAAUCCCCGCACAAAGCAACCCUAACCCAGCACCUUUUUCUUUCUGAUUGCGUCUCCGCAAGUUGAGGCUUUUUUCCCCUUUAAUUUCCUCCUUCUCCAAAAAAUAACCUGUUAGUUAAUUGAGUUUUUUUCCAAAUUAUAUUGAGUUUAGGCAGUUGAAGCCUUCUGUUGUUAAAUGCUCCGUUCGUGAACGCCUCUGACUCAGCAUCACACACUCACACACGCACGCACACACUCGAGCACGCGCGCGCACACACACCUGGGCUUCAUUCACCCCUCAGCAUCCUUUUGAGAGGCAGCAAGGCGCGGAGCAGAGGAGAGUGCACAGCUCUCUCCGAGACAAUCACAGGGCUCAUUGCUGCUCCAAAAGUGGGGCAAAAAAAGAAAAAAAAAAGUAACGAGGAGAAAUUAAAAGUACGAGACUCAGGGCUGCCUGCUUGGAGACAAAUGUUUAACAUCACCCUAAACGCUCUGAAGAGAACCCCAGGAAGGCACUGGUGUGAGGAAGAAGAGAAAGCAUAGCUGUGGAGGGGAUUGAACGGAGCAGGGCAUGUGGAUAUUGGCUUUUACCUUGUUCCAGAGCAUCUUGAAUGUUUUCAGUGAGGACCUACAUUCCAGCUUAUAUUUUGUCAAUGCAUCGCUUCAAGAGGUAGUAUUCGCCAGCACCACAGGGACCUCAGUGCCCUGUCCUGCUGGGGGCGCAGCCCCCGCCUCACUGCGCUGGUACCUGGCCACCGGUGAGGAGAUUUAUGACGUCCCCGGCAUCCGCCAUGUUCACCCCAACGGAACGCUCCAGAUCUUCAACUUCCUGCCAUCCAGCUUCAGCAAGCUGAUCCACGACAACACGUACUACUGUACUGCCGAAAACCCCUCGGGCAAGAUUCGGAGUCAGGAUGUCCACAUUAAAGCUGUUUCACGGGAACCCUACACGGUCAGAGUGGCUGACCAGAAGGCUAUGCGAGGCAGCGUAGCCAUCUUCAAGUGCAUUAUCCCUGCUUCUGUCGAGUCCUACGUCAGUGUUGUAUCAUGGGAGAAAGACACGGUCUCGCUCAGCUCAGGACAAAGAUAUCUCAUCACGCCUACAGGAGCCUUGUACAUUUUGGACGUCCUGCCUGAGGAUGGGCUGAAUAACUACCGUUGCACCACACGUCACCGCUACACUGGGGAGACUCGACAGAGCAACAGUGCACGUCUCAUUGUGUCAGACCCCACCAACGCCGAGCCAGGCAUCUUGGACGGCUUCGACCACCGCGACGUGAUGAUUAAUCAUCGGGUGGAGCUGCCCUGCAAGGCAUCCGGCUACCCGUUCCCCAAGUACCGCUGGCUCAAGGACAACAGCCCGCUGGAGCCAGAUAGUCGCUUCCGCCAGACCAUCACGGGCUUACUGAUAGAGAGCACGCAGCCGAGUGACUCUGGGACAUAUGUUUGUGAAGUUUGGAACAGCUACGGCAACGCCGAGGUCAUGGGCCGCCUGCAUGUCAGACAACCUUUGAAGGCGAUGGUCAGCCCACGGAAGGUGAAAGGCAGCGUGGGCAGCAAGGUGUCUCUUUCAUGUAGCGUGAGCGGCUCCGACGAGUACGAGUUGUCGUGGUACCGUAACGGAGAGAUCAUUUACCCCGGCAACAACGUCCGUUUCACCGGUCUCAACCGGGAGAAUCUCAUCAUGGAAGGAAUGUCAAAGAGUGAUGGUGGGGCCUAUCAGUGCUUUGCCAGGAAGGGCAAAAUGUCUGCUCAGGACUUUGUGCAAGUCAUCCUUGAAGAUGGUACGCCAAAGAUCCUCGCCUCCUUCAGCGAAAAGGUGGUGAACCCGAAUGAGCCCGUCUUCCUGGUAUGCAACGUCAGGGGCACGCCGCCGCCUCGGUGCAUGUGGUCUCUGGACGACGACCCAGUCAUUAAAGACAGCCACCAUCACCUGGGACACUCUGAGACCCACGAGGGCCACGUGGUCAGCCAGCUCAACGUGACGCACACGCAGGUGCAGGACGGCGGUGUGUACCGGUGCACGUGCAGCAACUCGGCUGGCCUCGUGUACCACCAGGCUCGAAUAAACGUAAGAGGCCGUGCCAGCAUCCGUUCGAUGAAAAACGUCACCGCCAUCGCUGGACGGGAUGCCUUCAUUCACUGCCGUGUGAUUGGCUAUCCUUACUAUUCUAUCAAGUGGUACAAGAACUCAGCUUUGUUGCCAUUCAAUCAUCGACAGCGGGCCUUCGAAAACAACGGCACGCUGAGGCUCACCAAUGUGCAGCAGGUAGACGCCGGAGAGUAUAACUGCAAAGUGAUGGUCCAACCCAACAAGAUGGACUCCCAAAGUGUUCACCUCCGUGUGAGAGUCCCUCCCUACAUUCAGCCCUUUGAGUUUCAGCGAUUCACCAUCGGUCAGCGCGUCUUCAUCCCUUGCGUGGUCAUGUCAGGUGACCGGCCUCUGGACAUUACCUGGCAAAAAGAUGGACGACCUAUCCCGACUAGCCUGGGUGUGACUGUGGAUAACAUUGAUUUCACCAGCUCACUGAGAAUCUCCAAUCUGACGCCUGACCACAAUGGCAACUAUACGUGCAUUGCCCGCAAUGAAGCGGCCGCUGUGGAGCAUCAGAGUCAGCUAAUUGUUCGAGUUCCUCCUCAGUUUGUGGUUCAACCCGAGGACCAAGAUGGGAUCUAUGGGAAAACUGUCACUCUCAACUGCUCUGCUGAAGGAUACCCACCACCCACCAUUGUAUGGGAGCACUCUAAAGGUGCAGGCGUCCCCCUGUUUCAGCCCAUCCUCCUGAACAGCGGCUCUCGCAUCCAGCAGCUGAGUAAUGGUUCUUUGCUGAUCAAACACGUGCUGGAGGACGACAACGGCUUUUACCUGUGUAAGGUCAGCAACGAUGUGGGCGCUGACGUCAGCAAGUCCAUGUACCUCACUGUCAAAAUCCCGGCGAUGAUCACAUCCUAUCCCAACACCACCUUGGCCACACAGGGGGAGGAGAAGAAGAUGAGUUGCAUCGCACAUGGAGAGAAGCCCAUCAUGGUGCGCUGGGACAAAGAAGAACGCAUCAUCAACCCCGAGACCAGCCGAUACAUAGUCACCGUCAAGGAGGUGGCCGACGAAGUCAUCUCAACGCUGGUGAUUAUGCCCACCGUGCGCGAGGACUCUGGUUUCUUCUCCUGCCACGCCAUCAACUCCUUUGGAGAAGAUCGAGGAAUCAUACAGCUUACUGUGCAAGAGCCUCCUGACCCUCCUGAGGUGGAGAUCCGGGAAGUCAAAGACAGGACCAUCGCUCUUCGCUGGACUAUGGGCUUUGAUGGAAACAGCCCCAUUAUAGGAUAUGACAUAGAAUGCAAGAACAAAUCAGCUUCAUGGCUUUCAGCCCAAGUGACCAAAGAUGUGUCACCGCAGCUCAACCAGGCCACCAUCAUUGACCUCCACCCUUCUUCCACUUACAACAUCCGCAUGGUUGCCAAGAACGUCAUCGGCAACAGCAACCCGAGCAACGAACUCACCAUCACCACUGAUGAAGCCGCUCCUGAUGGUCCUCCACAAGAUGUUAUUCUGGAGCCCACCUCCCCACAGAGCAUCAAAGUUUCCUGGAAGCCUCCCCACAAGCACUUGCAGAACGGCGUGAUCCGAGGCUACCAGGUAGGCUACAGGGAGUACAGCCCCGGUGGAAGCCACCAGUUCACCAUCAUCAGCGUGGACACCACAGGAGACACAAUGGAGAGCAUUGUGCUGGACAACCUAAAGAAGUUCACACAGUACAGCGUGGUUGUCCAAGCGGCUAACCGGGCCGGGACUGGUCCGUCCUCGCAGCAGGUGGUCACCAAAACCUUGGAGGACGUGAUUAAGUACAGUUAACCCCCUACACGGAACAUCUCACACUGUCACUCUCCUGAAAAUGUGCUGGCUGUGGCCAAGUCCCCCGAUGUUACCUCUCUCUCCUGGAUUCAGCUUCCGAGAGAGGCUCUCAAUGGAAACCUGCAGGGCUACAGAGUCAUCUACUGGGCAAAUCUGCCUGACGGAGAACUCGGAGAAAUCAGGAACAUAACCACCAGUCAGCCAUCUCUGGAACUGGGUAGUCUGGAGAAGUACACUAACUACAGCAUUCAGGUGUUGGCCUUCACUAAUGCUGGAGAUGGCGUUCGCAGUGAGCAGAUCUACGUGCGGACCAAAGAGGAUGUUCCUGGUCCCCCUGCAGGUGUGAAGGCUGCUGCCUCAAGCAGCUCUGUGGUGUAUGUUUCCUGGAUGCCACCUCUCAAACUCAACGGCAUCAUUCGGAAGUACAUCGUCUUCUGCUCAAACCUGCAUCCGAUGGUGAUGAGUGAGUUUGAGGCCUCUCCCGACGUAUAUUUCUACAGGAUCACAAAUUUGGCUCGGAACAGGCAGUACAGCAUCUGGGUGGUGGCUGUGACUGCCGCCGGUCAUGGCAACAACAGUGAGAAGAUCACAGUGGAGCCUCUGCCUAAAGCUCCAGCCAGAAUUUUAACCUUUAAUGGUACGGUGACCACUCCUUGGAUGAAGGACAUUGUUCUGCCGUGCAAAUAUGUUGGGGACCCUUCUCCAACGAUUAAGUGGCUCAAAGGAAACACCAAUGGGACACCUGCGCCUGUCCUGGUGGAUGGCCGACGGAGCGUCCACACCAACGGUAGCUUCAUCAUCCGCACAGUCAAAGCAGAGGAUUCCGGCAAUUACAGCUGUGUGGCCAGCAACAACUGGGGCUCAGAUGAGAUCACGCUUAACCUGCAGGUUCAAGUGCCUCCUGAUCAGCCACGUCUCACAGUGACCAAGACCACCACAACUUCCAUCACGUUGUCAUGGAUACCAGGAGACAAUGGCGGAAGCUCCAUCAGAGGCUACAUCCUGCAGUACUCAGAGGAUAACAGCGAGCAGUGGGGCAGUUUUCCCAUCAGUCCCAGCGAGCGUUUGUACCGUCUGGAGAAUUUAAAGUGUGGCACCUGGUAUAAAUUCACCUUGACCGCCCAGAACGCUGUUGGGCCAGGCCGAAUUAGUGAGAUCAUUGAAGCUAAAACACACGGGAAAGAACCGCAGUUUGCCAAAGAACAUGAACUCUUCACCAGCAUCAACUCUUCCCGCGCCAGACUUAAUCUGGUUGGCGGAUAGACUCCAACACACCCAUCUACAAUUCCAUAUAACCCGAAAGUGAACAGUCUUAUUUUUCUCAAAUUUAAAAAACGAAUAGACCUAAUUUUUUUAAGAAUGAUUUGGUCUAUGGCACAAUUCCACAAAAAGAAACAACAAAAAAAAAAAAAGCCAUUUUUUUUUGUUUUUUUUAAAUGCAUCUAAAUCUGUUUCUUUCAAGGUACCAUUCCUCCCCUGCUGAAAACAGGCGAUCCCAUCUCAGAUAACAUGUCGGGCAGCGGAGGUCUGAAGAUGGUGGUGACCAUCACGUCUAUCCUGGUGGUGGCCGCCCUGGUUUUCAUCAUGCUUAUGGUGCUAAAGCGGAGACGCAGGGAGCAGAGGCUCAAAAGACUCCGAGAUGCCAAAAGCCUGGCAGAAAUGCUCAUGAGUAAGAACACGCGGACGCCAGAAAACGUGAACAAGCAGCAACAGACGCUAAGAAUGCACAUCGAUAUUCCGAGAGCGCAGCUGCUCAUCGAAGAGAGGGACACCAUGGAGACAAUCGAUGACCGAUCCACGGUGUUGCUGACCGAUAACGACUUUGGCGACACAAACAAGCAGAAGUCGUCCACGGUGACGCAUACAGUCCACUACCAGUCUCUCUCCCAGUCCACUGGACCACUGGUGGACGUGUCCGAUGCCAGGCCCGGAACCAGUGAGUCCCACCAUUAUCCCACCGCCAGACGCACUGCCAAAGCCGGUCCUGCCGCCGCACGGAGCCGAUACGCCAGCCAGUGGACUCUCAACAGGCCACACCCCACCAGCUCUUCACACACGCUAACUACGGAUUGGAGACUCCCCACGCCACGCGCUACCGGAUCUGUGGACAAGGAGAGCGACAGCUACAGUGUCAGCCCAUCACAGGACACAGAUCGAGCGCGAAGCAGCAUGGUGUCGACCGAGAGCGCCUCCUCCACCUAUGAGGAGCUGGCCAGAGCCUACGAGCACGCCAAGAUGGAGGAGCAGCUCCGCCACGCAAAGUUCACCAUCACCGAGUGCUUCAUUUCCGACACCUCCUCCGAGCAGAUGACAGCAGGGACCAACGACUACACCGACAGCCUGACCUCCAGCACGCCAUCUGAGUCGGGCAUCUGUCGCUUCACCGCCUCGCCACCCAAGCCUCAGGAUGUCAGCCGCGUUAUGAAUAUGGCCGUGCCCAAAGCGCACAGACCCGGAGGAGAGCUGGUGCACUUGCCGCCUUACCUACGCAUGGACUUCCUUUUGAACCGCGGCGUGCCCCGAGGCGGCGGGGCGAGCAGCGGCGGCGGUGCAGGCGGAGGAGCGGGUCCCGGAGUGGGUGGAGGUUCCGCCGGUGCUACGGGAGAAACGAGAGGAGCUGCAGGAGGCGGAGCCAUGGGCCAGACCUGCCUGGAGCCCCAGAGGAGCCGUACCCUGAAGAGGCCCCCUCCGAUGGAGCCCACCCCCAUGGAAGUGCCCUCACCCAGGGAGGUGCAACAGUGGCAGUCGGGAACGGCGUCCACCCUCCCGCACAGGGAUGUCCGGGAACGGGGAGAGGCGAGGGGUGAGGUCCGAGCGGAAGUCCCGCCCACUGGGGAUCUGGCCCAAGCACAGGCUGCCAAGCUCAGCACCUCCCAGGAGUCCCUGCUGGACUCCAGAGGACACCUGAAACAAAGCAACAACCCCUAUGCCAAGUCAUACACUCUUGUAUAACACUGGGAUGACUCUGCAGACGCACUGCUGGAUGACGGGCACACCAAGGAUGGUUUUCCACAACACACUUUGUUGUAUAUAGAGCCGUAUCUGACAUGUGUCUGAUGGUGAUGCUUUUCUUUCUUUCUUUCUUUCUUCCCUUCUUUCUUUCUUUCUU
Molecule: messenger RNA, 7056 nt
Organism: Hippocampus comes (tiger tail seahorse)
Lineage: Eukaryota; Metazoa; Chordata; Actinopteri; Syngnathiformes; Syngnathidae
Gene: dscamb
Product: Down syndrome cell adhesion molecule b
Exons: 33
Biological process (GO): cell-cell adhesion
Molecular function (GO): protein binding
Source: RefSeq, a predicted model, not a curated record